This is a messenger RNA of Plasmopara halstedii, 5583 nucleotides long. RefSeq names its product Targeting complex (TRAPP) subunit. Gene Ontology annotation, cellular component: trans-Golgi network. The record is from RefSeq and is a predicted model, not a curated record. NCBI's taxonomy places the organism in Eukaryota, Oomycota, Peronosporomycetes, Peronosporales, Peronosporaceae. The transcript is spliced from 7 exons. The coding region runs from base 1 to 5583 and encodes 1860 amino acids.
AUGAGCAGCUUGGCGCUGCCGCUUCGCUGGACGCGACCGGCUCAAUUUCUCGUGUAUCUAGUACCCGUAGGUGGAAUCCCGUCUGAUCUGUUUGCAUCCUAUGUGCGCCUGCUGCAGAACCACCGAGAAUUGCCAUUGCGUAGUCUCACGCGGCCCGGGGGCUACGCAGCUGAAUUAUCUCCGUUCCGCGGCUUGGACUGGACUGGUGCUGGCUCGCUGCGCUUCCGCUUUGUUUCAACUGCUGAAUGCAUAGAAUCAUGCGAUGGAGAAGAUGUGCAUGCGUGUAAUCGCGUCAUUGGUGCGCUUGGCAUUUGCCACAGUCCUUCGCUCACACUCAGCGGAGGAUUGCGUGCAGCUCACGCGCAUUUUGAGGCAUCGUUACGAAGCUUCCCGGGGUUACUAAUGCACAAACUCUUUGCAUUCGAGCAUACAUUUGAGAACGUGACUGCAAGUGAAUGCGAGGGGCUCACUGACCUCGUCAUGUUCCCAGCACAUCACGAGUUGCAAGGCACGGGCGAGUCGACCGUGAGUCUUCACUUACAAGUUGUCAUGGAUACAUUAGCUGUUAAUAUUCUCAUGGCAUUAGAAGGAGCGAUUCGAUCAGCCACGUCUUCAGCUAAUACUAGUGUAAUGACAAAGGGGGGAGACCUCGCAAGUGUAUUGCUAGAUGUCAACAUAAAUUCACACGCCAACGACCAAACAGUAUCGUCCCCGCUGGUGUUGUCUCGCGAUCUAGAUAACGAUAUUUCAUUCAAUUUUCCGACUUUGAGUCCGACGUCUCGUUCUACGCUGUCGUCUGGCACGUCAUUUUCAUCUCUUUCGUCGUCUUUAACGCUUGAUCCACGCAAUCGACAACGGAAACGGCACCUGGCACGACGAGAAAAGCUACUUGGCGACUACAGUGUACUUGUGAGCUGCGUAUCAGCUGCAAUGGAUCACUAUAGUGUUGCCAUUGACAUGCUGCGUGACGAAGAAAGACGGAGUGGCGGAGGAGCAGUAGACGCUUUGUGGCUGGCAUCGGCAUUGGAAGGAUAUGUUUAUUGUCUUUACACCGAGACACCAGAAAAACUGUCGCCUGAAUUGAUAGAUAAAGCAUCUGAUGCUAUCGGAUUUUAUGCUAAGGCAGGGACAAUCGAGCUCGAAAGUUUACUGAUCGAGAACAUGGGGCGAUAUUAUGCAAGUGUGGCACUGGCAACGUUGACGCGCACAGCAAUGACUGGUACUGCAAAAUUAAAAGAAAGUGUGUGGUCUAAGCAAUUAAUAUGGGAAGUUGUGGAGAGAGGUUUGAUGCUGUUGCCAGAGCUGCAAUCACAGCGCCAGGUUGAGUUUUUAAUCCAGAUCGCUGGUAUUUUGGACGCCGUAGGGCACAGUCGACGUGUAGCCUUCUGUUUACAUGAAGCUGCAAUCAUUUUACUGACUCGCAACGCACCUAGUGUAGAGGCACAGUCAAGGUUACUGGUAUCACCUUUAACUGUCACAAAAGAGCCGCAACGACAAAGAGACUUAGAAGCAGCUCUGUUACUUGAUCGAAUGGCUGCAGAUUAUUUGGGUAUCAAAGAUUCGAACGAUCACCAGAAUGAUUUGCCUUGGGAAGUAACUACUUUAUACCGAGGUGAGUGGGGUCGCCACGCAUCUCAAGGGAGCGUACAAUGUCAUUCAUGGCUAAUUAUUCGCUUCCAUGUGCUGCGGCAACUUUUGACGAUUGCAAGAAUGCUAGGAGAUGCAUUCCUCGUUGGGACUUAUUGUCUUCAGCUGCUCAAAAUGUUGAUAUGGUGCGAUUCGAUCGCUCAGCCGCCCACAAUAAAGAAGAUACUGCCUAGUAGGGGUCCAUCUCUUCUGGUGGACCAUCUUCAGCAACCCUUCACUUCGCUUCGUGUGCCAUUAUCAUCUGUUGAGCGAGCAACAAUCGGUCUUCAUGCUAAAUGUGGGGUCUAUUACUCUCCACCGCCAGGAGUUGACACAAAAGUCCGACGCAACUUUAUCGCAUCUCCGUCUGCCACGAUGUCCAAUGCAGCGGCCUCGUUAUCGACGACGCUGACUAACACUCCACGACUUCUAGCUACCCCAAGGCAACAGUUUUCUGCGGCGGUGAAUGCUCUGUCGACUAAGGCAUCGCCAGCGUUUACACCAUUUGCUCAUGCGCACUCCCAGAUGAACGGAGCAAAGACAAGCCGUGCAAGUGGCAUAGAUGAUCGGAUAACAAUUCCGAAAAUAGGAAACAGCAUUGACACAAGAGACUUUGCCAUGAGCGGAGAUAGUGGGCUUCAAGACGUUCAAACUUGGAAUGCAAAAGAGAGUGAAAGUGGUAAUAAAUUGGAUGGAGCGGAAUAUCUAACAGUGUGGAAUCUGCGAUCGAGAUCAGAGAUUACAAAAAUUGAAAGUAGAAUUUUGAAUAUACUGGAGUCAGAUUGCACGCCACUGCGUUCACAUGGCCAAAAGCUAUUACCAACGUUUCUCCAAAUCGAAAGUCUUAAGUUGCGCUCCUCCUGCAAUAUGCAGCUUCCGUUCUUUUCUCGAAAGACUGCACUUGAUAUCUUUGGUCUCCACUCGACGUGUCACCAACAAAGUGUGAAGUCGGAUUUCUUUUAUUCGCCGUUUGCCAAACAAAAUAGAAAGUGGGAGACUGAUAACAGCAGACAAAGUAGAAGUGUGAUCGAGUGUGACGAUGCACCCGCGAUUUACGAAAGAGGAUUUCCCGUUCACGAGCGACUGGAGCUUCAAUUGAAAAUAUCAAACCCUUUGGGUGUGGCUAUUAAGCUUCAGGAAGUGAAAAUAUGGGUCACGUAUAACUCUGACAGCAGCACAAUUAGUGAGAAAGAUGAAGGUAUCGAGUGUUAUUCAUGCUGCUUUACAUUAGAAUCCUAUCAAAAGCAUAAGACGGUGGUGCUGGGAAUUCAACCAAUGCGAGUAGGAACAUUUCAUGUCCGUGGAUGCUUUAUACAGACACUAAAUAUCAAAACCGUCUUCCAACUCAGGGAUCCCGUGAGCAUCCGUGUUGUGGGUGAGCUGCCGAUAAUAUCACUCAGUCUUCGUGAUAACAGCCCAAUGGCGCUUUUUGACGGAACGAAGGCUUGGACACCUAGAACACCAGAACAUGCUAAAGUGCAACUUGCAAUGUUUGUUUCCGAGACAAGGCGAUGUGUGCUUCGUCUUCGUUGUACUGGAAAUCGUCAAGUCACUAAUUACAGAUUGGCAGUUUCCGUGCAGCAUCGCCUUGCAGUGAAGAAAACGUGUGUGCUUUUCAACAAUUUACCGUCUGCAUUAACAGCUGCAAAUGAUAUGAUGCAAGGAAGCUGUGUGAUAAACAAUGGCACGAAGAUUGAUAAGCAGAUUGGGACAAAAAUGCUCAUCUUGAGAUGCAGCGACUUCUUGACGUCUCCACUUCCACUCAAACAUGGUGAUUGCAUGACAAUUUCUUUCGACUUGACUCUUCGAGGAAUAUACGAGCAACAAGAGCAACUGAAUGAUGGUGUUAAGAUUGAGUGGAGCGUUGUGUAUGCCGAUGAGACCAGUACUUUAAUGGACGAGACUUUUUAUCGAGAAACAAAACUUAUGCUGCAACUCGUGCCACUUCCAGCGCUUCAGCUACAGUCAGUGACGUUGCUUCCCUGUGGUUCUGAGCAGAUUCCAAUAAAGUGUCGAGCACCCCAGCACCAUCGCAAUGGCUUUGAAGAAACAACUGAUCAUUUGUAUUUUGGUAUCGUGAUCAACGUUACAAAUCCAACGAAUACAACGUUCAAAUUUCGAAUACGCAAUAAAUUUGGAAGCAGCAGUGAAGUAGCUUGUGAGGCAAAAAUUGGUCAACAAUGCUCUCGCCGAUUUGUGGUCGAAGUUUCGCGCAUACAGAGAUUCGAUUUUGACGAGAAAGAUUUCAACCCUGUUGACGUAUUGAAUAGUUUAUUGGAGAUUGAGUGGGAAACACAUUAUGGAGCACGAGGACGCCUGAUUCUCGGGGAAAAACAUCUGAAAUCAAUCGUUCAACUGGAACAACUAAAACAAGAGCUUUUGUCACCACCAAUUAGGUUCACGAUCCAACCAUCACGUAAAGUUCCAACCGUGUCAAUGGCAGAUGAAGGGCAUAAUGGAUAUACGAGUAAAUCGAAGCAUGGAACGGAAAGAAUUUUAUCACGUCUGUCAUCAAAAUUCUUUCAUAUGACUAACUAUCCAGUCAGAUACCGGAAUGUAGAAGUCAGAUUGUUUGAAUAUGCUCCAAUUGCUAUUCUAAUCGAACCGGCAAGUGGUAACGUCGAGCAUUUAAUAUCAGGUGUGGAGGUAGAGGUGACGAUUUCUGAGGAAGAAACGGAAUUUUGUGUCGAAAUAAGUGACAGCGUGAUGGUCGUGGGCUUGCUAAAAACCCUCUUGAAAUGGACCAAUCCGAUGGAUGCGAGUCCCAAGAUUCACGAGAUCCAGUGUAUGUUUCUGUCCGAGGGUGCUUUUCGUAUUACAGUGUGCGGUCGAAUGCUUGAUGUAGGUGGAAAGCAGAUCCGCAAUUUGCUCUGGGAUGAGCUUAAACUCAACGUUCCUGCGUCAGAAGAAGUAGAGCUGCGAAGCGCUCUCGGAAGUCAUUUAAUUGAAGGAAACGAGGAUUUACGGCAAGAACUGGUGGUGCUAGUCGACAUUCUUAGCGAUUUUCAGCAGCAAAAUGAUGACAUUCGGGUACAUUUGGAUUUUGACACACCCUUGUCUGCUUUUCUAUUCAUUGGUGCGGCUUGUCUGCAGGAUGCACUGGCAAAACGUGUGCACCUACCUGAGCCUCCAGGCCGAUAUUUGCUGAUUGGAAAGCUGAAACUUCUGGCUGGCGAUAUGCAUGAUUAUUCGACCAGUGGUGUCAUUGAGUCUUCAGAAACUGCCGAAAUGCUACAGUAUGUGUUUUCAACGGUGGACAGGUCAAAUUCUUACACCUUCCAAUUGCCGAUGACGCGAAAAGAGAGCGACAUACAAUAUGGACAGAGGACAGGGGAUCAGGCAGAUAGCAUCACCAUUCGUCAGGGCACGAGAAAUGGCAAAACCGAGUUGACAACCUGCUCUCCACGGCCAGUUUCUAGAGGCUCGACACGUUCUAUCUCUUCGAUCACUGCUAUGUUUGAGAGCUCAGAGUUGCUUCGGGGUAUAAAUCUAGAUGGACUUGACGGGAUUACAGAAGACCUACAGAAGGCACUUGAGGAAGAGCGCCUUUUACUGCUUGAUGACAUUGAUUUCAUUCAUGGCUGCUUGGAAAUGGAAAAGGAUCUCAUUGACGAUGAUCGACGAAAAGUUGAUGCUGCGAAGCCACCUCCGUCACUUCAAAGGUUACACCAAUUUCAAAAGACGUUGGAGAAAACCAUGCAAGAUCAGGAAACACUUGAAAGAAUGGAAAGCGUAAUAAGCAAAGCACAUAAUUCAAGUCAAGUUCGAAAUACACUGAUCCCUGUACACCAGUCAGAUCUCCCGAUGCGCAUGCACACAGAUUCUACACGCCACCCAACCCAUUCACCUCUCAGUUCCUUACCGUCGACUUCAAAGCCACGCACUGCGUCAGCAACUCGAGUGCUUAAGAUUCGACAGGUUGUUCAAGAAAAUCGAGAUGAAUCGUAUUUAUCGUAA